Molecule: messenger RNA, 451 nt
Organism: Paraglomus brasilianum
Lineage: Eukaryota; Fungi; Glomeromycota; Glomeromycetes; Paraglomerales; Paraglomeraceae
Source: the annotation of a GenBank genome assembly
GCAGCGCGUUCAAAAACUAUCCGUGAUCGAAAUAAUCCGUUUCGACCAAACAGUUACAUGAUGGAGAGUUCAUUAACAGAAAAAUUAGAAACGAUCAUUGUCAAAUUCAAAGAGGAGCUUGAAAUAACCAUUAAAGAUUUUGGCAAACUGGAAGAGAACAAGCCGGCCACCUUUAUAACGUUGAAGGAUGACAUAGCUCGAAAGAUUACUAGUAUCGAAUCACUAGAGAAGAGACUCUCUCAAUUCUCUGAUCUGCAGACAACCCUCCAACGUGAGAAAUAUAUAUCGCACGAGAUAAGUCAAUCUGUGUUGAGGAUGAGCGAAGCGUUGAAACGAGAAAGGGCGCUUAGGGAGAUGAUUAUGCUUGGAGUUGUGUGGUUAGCGAUUGCUAUGAUGGCGUUUAUUGGCCUUGUGGUAAUUGUCCCGAGUAGCGUGCAAGAUGGGAUUAAUG